AUGAUUCCAGAAUUCCCACUUCCUACUGUCGACGCCGACUUCUAUAAGUCACAAAUGUACCAGUUGCCCCCGAUCUUUGGGAGCACUGUGCAUACGCCACGACUCUCCGAGCCCACACUUUUUUCUUUGAAUUUAUCAGAGACAGGUAAGCAUUACUGUAUCGUUUAACUUUUUCUCAUACUUUUUUGUUUCAGUGAGCAAAUCUUUCCGCUCUAAUUGUCUGGAAAAUGCUGUAAAGCGAGCGGCAAUCCGUCAACGAAACUUGGCAAAGAAUGUUCGUUCUCAGUUUGUGGCGAGACCCAAUUCGGUAGUAGGCUCACUGACCGCUGCCGUUGGACGUUCUCUGGCUAUCACACAGUAA
This is a messenger RNA of Caenorhabditis sp. 36 PRJEB53466, 361 nucleotides long. Lineage: Eukaryota; Metazoa; Nematoda; Chromadorea; Rhabditida; Rhabditidae. The record is from the annotation of a GenBank genome assembly.